Molecule: messenger RNA, 3181 nt
Organism: Ictalurus furcatus (blue catfish)
Lineage: Eukaryota; Metazoa; Chordata; Actinopteri; Siluriformes; Ictaluridae
Gene: atf7ip2
Product: activating transcription factor 7 interacting protein 2
Exons: 12
Coding region: 143-1213 (356 amino acids)
Biological process (GO): regulation of DNA-templated transcription
Cellular component (GO): nucleus; transcription regulator complex
Molecular function (GO): protein binding; transcription coregulator activity
Source: RefSeq, a predicted model, not a curated record
GCCCCGCCCCUUUCUUCAGUUUGGUCCGUGGCUGUUGUUUUGAAGCAGCAAUUUGGAGAAACAAAAAAAUAAUAUAUAUAUAUACAUUUUUUUUAAACUCCAGGUGCGGCGGGCUGGAGAUUUGUUUGCGGUGUUUUAAAAAAUGACAAGUAUGAAAAGGACACGACGUGAUGACGGGUCUGAAAAACCAUCUGCUGCUUUAAACCUCUCUACAGCCAAGGAGCUGAUCUCCAGAGAGGUGAAGUCUGCCCUGGAACAGUCUGACAAAAUGAUGAAAGCCCUGAUGGACAGAAUUCAGGAGGUCGAUAACGAACCCAGAUACGACGUGAGAAUUCGGAAGCUGGAGGCACAUGUUAGGAAAGUGAAGCGAAGAGGAGACACCGUGUUCGUGAACAUACAGAAACGUGCAAGCUUGGAAGCAGCCCAGGAACAGGUACAAGAAAACGGCGUGCACGAAAUGAAUCUCCCCCCAACACUUGUGAUCAAAAAAGAGGCAAAAAUCCUAAAUGUGACCAGUUCUGCUAACGGAGGGAUUUCUGGCACGUCAGUAUCAGGAGCCAUCACCAGUGAAGGAGACACGGCGAGGAAACCUAAAGAAGACUGCUGGCAGAGUUUGCGCAUGAAGAAUCAGUUUGUGGACCUGACCGUUGACGGAGAAGUGUGCAGAAAAAAUGGGACCAAGCACAGCGAUUCUCCCCAAACCUCAUCGCAGGAAAACGUAGACAGCAGAUCAUCUCCACUGGAGGACGGUGAGAUUCAGGGCUCUGUAGUGGUGGAGAAAAAAACACCUGAGGUGCAGGAAGCAGAGGCGGCCCUGCUGUCCAGACUCCCGCCGUUCCCACACACUCCGUUCCCGAACCAACUUCCCGUCGCGGCCGCCAGCAAAUCCAUGCCUCAGAAGCCUGUUGUGAAAGUGGCGCGCAUCAAAACCCCACGAGGAAUCGCCCUGCUGUGGAACGUGGAAGAGGAAGACCCAGACGCCGCCACCAUGGACUGCUACUACAUCUACGUAACGCAGGAGCGCAGUGACGGAACUUUCACCAAAUGGAAAACCAUGGGCGUGAUCAAAGCCAUGCCUCUGCCGAUGGCCUGCAGAGUGGCGGCGGAACGAUCCGGAGACAAGACGCUGUGUUUCAUCAUCAUCGGGAAGGACGUGUACGGCCGCUACGGACCCUACAGCGACGUCCACACCGUUUGGCCCGGAGAAACGUGAACUUUAUCUGUUUUUAUGUAUUACUUUUAGUGACGCGUAAGCAAGGCGAACUGCUCAGCAUUUUUUUUUCUUGUCAAGUAAAUUCUUUGAUAUUGUUACAAUAAAAUGUAUUCUGAUGCAAUUCUGUCCUUUUUCAGUGAAACCUGGUUUAUACAAGACCACAGCAAAACAUCUGUAGUUAUAUGGAGAUGCGCUUACAGCUGGAAAAUGGGCAGGUAGAUGAGGUAUAGAAAUUGAUCAUUACACUAUAAUGUAUAUUUAACAUAGUGAGAGCAUUCGUUCAGUCGAUUGUGCACAAAAAUAUAUAUGUAUAGGUUUUCUAAAACAGUAGUGUUUAAUUAAAUCACAUACGCUGCUGUCAGUCAAAAAGUAUGUAAUUAUAUAUUUCUUUUAAUAUUAAUAAAAAUAUAUAACGAUAUAUGCGAUAUCUCAGAAAAGCAUACUGUGAUGCAAGUUAUCACUAUAGUGGUAUUAUAAUAUAUAUUAUUGUCAUAUCACUCAGCCAUAUUGUGCAUGUCACAGGAAACACAAUAUAAAUCUGUUGCAAUGCCAUCAUAAAAACAGUAGGGGCAGUAUUGUGGUUGUCAGGGUUUCACGGUUGUUCAUGGUCAGAUUUGGUCACGGUGUACGAUAGGAAUGGACCUCAGUAUUGACUUUUUCAUAAUACAGAUUGAAACACAUUCCCACACAUUUCCUGUUCUUUGGUUACCCCGAUAAAGACUCGCCAAAAAUUUUUGCAUUCCCUUCCCUCUAGACUCUUCUGCACUUUGUCUUUAUUUAAUCCUUUUUUAAACACGUUACAUCGCUGUGAUCAUCGGUGACAACAACUAAACCAAUAGAUGCUCUAAUUUUGACUAAUAAGUGCUACACACUACCUCACGAGUUAUAUUUUUUAUUGUAGCUAGUGCAUCACUUCAAUCAUUAUCAUAUUGUGUGGAAGUCUGAGGUUUACACCCUUCUCAAAAAAAUUCCAUCUCUAAAAAUGAUAUGCCUCCAAAAGCCUUCAGAUAACUUAACCUUAACCUCAACCUUAAUGAAAUAAUACUUCAUUACGAAAAAUAAGUUUAACUAAUAAAUACCUGUUUUUUUGUUUUUUUUUUUUUUAAAUUAAAUAGCGAAAAUUCAAAAUGACAGUCAUUGCAGGUCUAAAAAAUAAAUGGCACAGGUUGAGAGGACAAAAUGGUGGUUAAUCCAAAUUUCCAAGACUGGAGCAAUGCACUAAUAAAGCAACGAUUGAAAUUAAUUGCUCCAACAGUCGUAUAUUGAUUAUCAGCAAUCAUCAUUGAUUAGAAAUCAAUUACUAUCAAAAAAGGACAAAAUAAAACACGUGUAAAUAUAAAUGUGUAAAUAAUUUAAUAGGCUACUAAGUUGAUUUGUUCCUAACUCUGCUACUUAUAUAAUUGUCUUUCUGUAUAUCAUCAUAGUCUUUAACGGUACCCCAGAUUCUGAACAAACAUCAGUCCAUACUAAAGCAUAGCAGAUUCAGUCGUAUUGUCAAAUAUCAAAUCGUUGCCUUAUCAAAAUUGCAUGGUAUCAUGUUUGAUCCUGAGGUUUAUACCCUUUUCCUUUAUCCUCAUAGGUUAAAAAAAAACGCUGCAGUACUCUUGAACCAGUGUUUCUUACUUCCUUUUCAGUAAUCAGAAACAUUUAAAAUGUGGUUCAUAGCAAGUAAACCGGGGGAUCGAAUAUACAGCUGGAUGAAGGUUACAGUGACUUUAGAAUCCGUGUUGUGUAUUAAAGCCGUGUGGACUGUAAUUGAACUGAAAGAAUAAAAAAAAAGAAAGCGGAAGUCUGUUAUUCCUCUAGGGGCAAAAUGGAGCUAUAAAUUCAGGGCAGUCAAUUUAGCUACUCAAGGAGUGUGAUAAUGAUGGAAUUUUUUUAUUAGCAAACUAAAUAUUUGAUGCUGUUGCCAUCUCUCUUUCCAAUCAAAUCAUUUUAGGGGUUUCUCAGCAAGAGGGUGAAUCCUUA